AUAGAACAUAUUAAAAUGCAAGAAUGUGAAAAAUCAAUUAAUAUUUACCCACUACUAACUCGUGUAGAUUAUUUUGCAGCUAAUAAAAUUAAAUCAUCUGUUUAUGGCAUUUAAGGCACUGGAGUUUUAAUUUCUAGUUCAGAAACUGGCGCCCAACUCAAUAUUGAAAUAAUACAUUGGCGAUGGAACUGAAAGGAGAAAACCUAUGGUCGAUUAGUGAUGACUUCCUUUUUGUGGCAUGUGGACUCCUUGUAUCUGCAGCGCAUGCCGGUACGUCUGUGUAUAUUACAUGGAACAAGUACUAUUUGCUAAAUAUACGCUUCAAGGACCGUAAAGAUACCUCCAGGAAAAAAAUAACUGUGAUGCGAAUUCCACUGCCUAUUUUGGGCGGAAACUAUAUAAAAAGCGUGCACACUUUGAGGUACAACACGAUGCUACUUAUGUCGGAUGGGGAAGUCUAUUUCUUUCGUUCGUUCAAGGCCAUGAAUUUAAUAAAAUGUCUUAGUGGAGUCCGCUGCUUAGCUGUCUUGGAUGAUGGAUUUAGCGUGAUAAGAGAGGAAGAUCAACGCCUGCUUUUACAAAUGUAUCAUGACAUCCCCAGCUCCGAAAAUGUUGAGUCGACCCUACAAUAUACGUUCGAUAUUACUUUUGACGAUAAAAACAUAUUUCAAUGCGAGUGGCAGAAUGACAAUUACACUCUCACUACUUUAAAGGUCACUGAAGACAAAAAACAGUUCGUGCAGAACUUGUUUGGGUUAAAGGAGGUACAACCUCAUUACGUUCACAUCUUCAGCAUAGCUGGACAUGUAUUUGUUUUAACAUUAAAUAUUACUGGUUUAUCAGAGAGUUCACACCAAGAUUACCACAUUGAGCUACUAUGCGUGUACGCAUCUCAUGUAAGAUAUAUUCGCCUCCUACCAACUGAGAACCUUUGUUUGGUUUUCCUUAGCACUGGUAGUGUUGACAUAUGGUACGUAUCUAGUCUUCUUGCAAUAAAACAGAAUCAGACUUAUCAUUCUGGUUCUAAAUGGAUGGAUUAUGAUGCCACAAGUGACAAUGGCGACAUAUAUUACACGGACGGUGAUCAGCUGGUGCGACUAAAAUUCUUAUACAACAUUCAGCUUGACAAGUGCUUUGUCCACACCUUGAUAAAGCCUGUGACCGGCAUUCAGGCCUGCACUUGGGUAGAUCAUAAAAAAGAAUUGGUUUGCCUGAGCGACAAUAACAUAUUUUACUGCAUAAGCUUUAACUUACCCAUACAGAAAACAGCCAUUCGUUUUUUUAAAAAUUUGGCAACAGAUCUUAAGCCUGAAGCCAUUGGGCGAUUGCGACACAAUGUAGGUGUCUUGCGUUUUGAAAAAAGCCAGCUAAAUUUCAUUCAGCAAAAGUUACAGAAGGAGUACGUUAAGCAAAAUCUAAUUUCUGUAAGUAAAGGUAUCAUCAUAUUCAGUGCGCCAAUUAAAAUGUCUGUAGAAUUCCAAAGCCAUGUACCGAUCUUUGACAAGGCGGCCGUGCAUCUGAAGCUGGCGCAGGAUCACGGCUCUGGCAAAAAUUCCAUUUAUGCCGUGUUUAAGUUUAAACCUAAUUACAGUCAGCUCUUAUUGCAUAGUACUCAUUGGAAAGUUUUGAUAUUACAUGACAAUCGGGUCCACGCUUUCCUGUUGCCAACAGAAAAACUCGUAAAAAAAAAGUGUCGCAUGGUGGUAUCUUUCAGAAAACUGAGAAACGAACAUCUUCCUUAUUUUAAAUUAAAGCUGGUGGGUUUCAUUAAAGCUCAUAGCAAAAUGUUUGCUAUACUAUUACCAUUAUCAGCAGAAAAAAGUGGAUCUACUUAUUGUGCUGUAUUUAGUGCAAGUUCAGCUGCUGGAAACUUACAAUUUAAUCAAAUGCAGCUAUAUAAGGAACUAUGUGGUCCGAAAGUGAGACAGGCUAUUGGGAAAGCAGAUUAUUUCAAAAUUUCACGAAUAGCGUCAAUAUUGCUCUUUUCUAGUUUCGUUAACGAGAACACUCAAGAAUUGUACUUUAAAGACGAAAGGCUGCACCACUGUGCAACGAAAAAUAAUUUAUGCGGAACAUUGGAAAGUAGAGAUGCUUCAGCGAUAUACUAUUUCAAGAAACAUAUAAUAUCAAACACGGCAAAACUGGAUAUAGAAGAUUCACUAAAGUAUAAUGAUUUUACUUUUGAUAAAAUAAUGACUGAAACUGAGCUGUUGUACGGUUUGAAUUGCUACGACGUUUUGAACAGCAGUACAAAAAUGGCUAUAAAUCCCAGAUACUUUGCUAUAAGAAAUGCUUUUUUUUAGAAAAUCAAAAAUGCAAUACAAUAAACAAAAAGUAAAUCGUCAUUAAGUAAUUUUACAAACUCUCGUGCUUAUAUAGAUAAUUAAAUAUACAGAAAAUAUAUUUUGAUCUGAUUUGCUAAAAUUUAA
Drosophila biarmipes is the source of this 2429-nucleotide messenger RNA. RefSeq lists its product as uncharacterized. The coding region runs from base 183 to 2303 and encodes 706 amino acids. The record is from RefSeq and is a predicted model, not a curated record. The transcript has 3 exons. NCBI's taxonomy places the organism in Eukaryota, Metazoa, Arthropoda, Insecta, Diptera, Drosophilidae.